GGUCACGGAGCAAAGUUUAUCGUCCUGCGCGCUGGCUGCAAAAUGGAGCCUGGAAAUGGUUUAUUACAAAUUGUCCGAUUUAUUUCAGAAUGCCUAUGCGAACAUUGGUUAACCUUGGCUCUUGGAAUCCCCGCAUUUGGUCUGACAUUGAUAGCAAAGAAAUUUGGCAUAAUUUAUCAGCUUCUUCACAAACCAGAUGCAAAUUCCAACAGGCAUGGUGGGGAGCUUGUAGCCAACACUUUAAAAGCACAUGGAAUCAAGUUUAUUUUCACUCUUCCAGGUGGCCAUAUUUCUCCCAUCUUAGUUGCAUCUGAAAAAAUAGGCAUCAGGAUCGUGGACACGAGACAUGAGGUGACAGCAGUGUUUGCGGCAGAUGCAGUGUCAAGGUUGUCGGGCACUGUAGGUGUUGCCUGUGUCACUGCAGGACCUGGUCUUACAAAUACUGUGACUGCUGUCAAGAAUGCACAGAUGGCAGAAUCUCCGGUGCUGUUGAUGGGUGGCGCCGCCGCGUCGCUGCUGAAAGGACGCGGCGCGCUGCAAGACAUCGACCAGAUGGCGCUCUUCAAGCCGCUGUGUAAGUACUGCGCGACAGUGACGAAGGUGCGGGACAUCGUGCCGACGAUACGCGCGGCGCUGCGGGCGGCCCAGUCUGGCACGCCGGGACCCGUCUUCAUCGAGUUCCCGAUCGACGUACUCUACCCGUACAAGCUCGUCGCGCGAGAGCUCGGCGCAAAGCCGGACGCGAAGGGCGUGGCGGCGCGCAUCGUCGGCUGGUACCUGCGCAACCACCUCGGCGACCUCUUCGCCGGCGCGUGGGAGGAGCGCGACGCGACGCCGCUGCCCGUCGAGCGGCCAUUCGCGACCCCGCGCGAGGUCGCUGCCGCCGCGCGCCUCGUCGCGAACGCCAAGCGGCCGCUGCUGCUCGUCGGCAGCCAGUCGAUGCUGCCGCCGACGAGCGGCGACGAGCUGCGGGCGGCCGUCGAGGCGAUCGGCGUGCCGUGCUACCUCAGCGGCAUGUCGCGCGGCCUGCUCGGCCGCGACAGCGCCAUCCAGAUGCGGCAGCGGCGGCGCGAUGCGCUCAAGGAGGCCGACGUGAUCCUACUCGUGGGCACCGUCUGCGACUUCCGGCUCGGCUACGGACGCGUUCUCGGCCGGCGCGCCGCCAUCAUCGCCGUCAACCGCGACCGCGCGCAGCUGCUGCGCAACUCCGACCUGUUCUGGAAGCCGACGCUGGCGGUGCGCGGCGACCCGGGAAGCUUCCUCGUCACGCUCGCGGCCGAGCUGCGCGGACGCCGCUGCGACGACGACUGGCUGCAGCGGCUGCGGGAGCGCGACCGCGACGUGGAGCGCCGCAACGCGCUCAAGGCCGACGAGAAGGUCGACGCGCACCUCAACCCGAUCCAGGUGCUCAUGGAGAUGGAGGUGGCGAUGGCCGACGACGCCGUGGUCGUUGCCGACGGCGGCGACUUCGUCGGCACGGCGGCGUACGUUGUGCGGCCGCGCGGCCCGCUGUGCUGGCUCGACCCUGGCGCGUUCGGAACACUCGGCGUCGGCGGCGGAUUCGCGCUCGGCGCCAAGCUCUGCCGGCCCGACAGCGAGGUGUGGAUCGUCUACGGCGAUGGCUCGGCCGGCUACAGCAUCGCCGAGUUUGACACGUUCACGCGGCACGGCGUGCCCGUGCUCGCGAUCGUCGGCAACGACGCCGGCUGGACGCAGAUCUCACGCGAGCAGGUCCCGAUCUUCGGCAGCAACGUCGCGUGCGCGCUGGAUUACCUCGACUACGACAAGAUCGCCGAGGGUUACGGCGCGCGUGGAUUCAAGAUGGACGCCGGCGACAUCAACAACAUCAGCAUGAUAUUUGCCGCCGCGCAGCAGGAGUACAAGAAGGGCAAGAGCGUGUGCAUAAACGCGCUCAUAGGCAAGACGGACUUCAGAGAGGGUAGCAUUUCAGUGUGAGAAGUCGGGAAGCAUUUCAGUGUGUGAAGUCGGGAAGCAUUUCAGUGUGAGACGUCGGGAAGCGUAUAUACUUGCCGGGAUGCGUACGGUUUAGGUGGAGGUGUCGUUAUUUUGGCCGGUGAGAAACUGUUACUGUUGCCGGUUUAACUGAAAUGAAGUCGGAGUGCUGAAAUAGAUCAUUACAUGAAAAUUGACGUUUUGUUUGAUGUUUUGAUGUGUGAACAUGAGUAUUAUCAUUGUCAACGAAAUCAGAUGAUUAACAUGUUUGAUUAUUUUCAUUCUGAGUAGAAAAGGAAGAAUUCAGAAGACCGAUGAAAAAACUCACUGUACAAAGCAGUCAUAGGUAUUUUGUGUACGAAGAGUUUUAAGUGCUCAAAGAUAAAUGGGAAAAGCUUUACAUGUAACGUUUUAUGGCCGAUUUGAUGUUACGAUUUAUGAACAUUCAACAUAAGUCUUUAAAUGAUGCUAAUUAAAAAUCAACAUAAUAGUGUGCUUUUUGUGGCCUUAUAUAAAUUUCUUUGUGCAUAUGCAGGCGUGCAGUGUAUCUGACUAAUUGACAUACGCGUGGUGUAGUAAUGGUAUAGAUGCUGCAAGAUGUAUUAGUGCAUGCGUUUCUUAUACGAACAUAAUUUGAUAAAAAAUACAGUGUGUGGACUGAUACAUGGCGAAUGUUUGUCACAUGCAGUAGCCAAGUAGCAACGUACACUAUGUAGACAGGCUAACGUUAUACUUAAAAUGAGUUUAUCUGUGAUCAUUGCAAUCUAUAGUAUUUCUCUUAAUUUUUACGCGUACAGGCAAAAUGUAUGAACUAUUUGGCUUGUACGUAGAAUAUGUGCGUAUUUACUUAGUGAAGUGAUGGUGAGGAAAAUUUAUUUUGGUUGUGUCAUAAUCAAAAUGUAUGUCGUAAACCUGUAUCGAAGUAUUAUUUCUAGUUGCUGCUUAAAUGCGGUAUGUAGAACUAUUGAUUACUGAGAAAAUGGAAAAAAAUGGUUGUGGAAUGUCAUUUUGAA
Priapulus caudatus is the source of this 2966-nucleotide messenger RNA. RefSeq names its product acetolactate synthase-like protein. Gene Ontology annotation, biological process: L-valine biosynthetic process. NCBI's taxonomy places the organism in Eukaryota, Metazoa, Priapulida, Priapulimorpha, Priapulimorphida, Priapulidae. The record is from RefSeq and is a predicted model, not a curated record. Gene Ontology annotation, molecular function: acetolactate synthase activity; magnesium ion binding; thiamine pyrophosphate binding. Bases 43 to 1956 code for a protein of 637 amino acids. Gene Ontology annotation, cellular component: acetolactate synthase complex. The transcript is spliced from 5 exons.